Messenger RNA from Eruca vesicaria subsp. sativa (arugula), 1902 nucleotides. NCBI's taxonomy places the organism in Eukaryota, Viridiplantae, Streptophyta, Magnoliopsida, Brassicales, Brassicaceae. The record is from the annotation of a GenBank genome assembly.
AUGGGUGAGGUAGCUGAUACAAUGACGAAGAAGAAGAAGAAAGGGAGGCCAUCUCUUCUUGACCUUCAGAAGCGAGCUAUCAAACAACAGCAACAACAACAUCGAAACAACAAUAACGAUGACCCUAGAUCCGGUUCCAAAAACCCUAAUUCUCCCACCUCCCGAUCCAAGCGCCGGAACCCUAAUCCCAACGGAGUUUCCUCUUCCGGUUCCCCUUGGAUCAAAGACGAAGACGACGAGGACGAGAGGCGGGAGAAGAAACACAGGCUCUUGCACGGAUUAAACUCCCACUCUCAUCGACAUUCUCCUAAUUCUCAAUCGGGCGGGUCCGAUCUGAACCGCGACGAGGCUCCCGAGGGUUCCGUUAAUAGACGGAAGAUCGGCGGCGGCGGAUCUGGAUUCACGGGAGAAAAGGCUUCGAAAGCGACAGACAUUCCGCAAGGGUCUCCCGUGGAGUCCGGCCCCACUACUCCUUUGCCAGACAAAAAGUUGUUGGUGUUCAUCCUCGAUAGACUUCAAAAGAAAGAUACUUAUGGGGUUUACUCAGAUCCAGUUGAUCCUGAGGAGCUUCCUGAUUAUCAUGAGAUUAUCACCAAUCCAAUGGACUUUAGCACAGUGCGGAAGAAAUUAGACUCUGGGGCUUAUGCCAGUUUUGAACAAUUUGAGGGAGAUGUGUUUUUAAUUUGUUCAAAUGCAAUGGAAUACAAUUCAUCAGACACUGUAUAUUAUCGACAGGCACGGGCUAUACAAGAACUGGCUAAGAAGGACUUCGAGAAUUUAAGGCAAGACAGUGACGACGAAGAACCACAAAGCCAACAAGAACAACAGCAGCAGCAGCAGCAGCCAAAAGUUCCCAGAAGAGGCCGUCCGCCAAAGAAACAGCCUGAACCAUCUUCGCUUGACCGUACUGCUUCUGAAAUUUCAGCUGAUGCGCUUAUUCCUGGUUCUUACAAUCUAAGAAAGACUCCUCCUUCAAACAAAUUCCGUCAAGCAGAAACAUCUGUUAGGAUCAAUCAUAACAGUGAAACCCAAAGCGGCUGGUCUGUAGAUUGGGAGAAUGAGUUUCCACCUUCGGUUGUGAAGGCAGUUAACAAGUAUGGGAUGAAACAUUUCAAUGUCGAUGAAAACAGACGCGAUACAUACAACCACCUACCCGCUUCUACACAGGAGCCUUCAGUUUUGACAACGCUUGAAGACGAGUUAAAACAGUUGAUUCCAGUUGGCCUGAACACUGAGUACGGUUACGCAAGGAGUCUAGCAAGAUACGCUGCAAAUCUCGGUCCUGUUGCUUGGAAAAUUGCAUCAAAGAGAAUCGGAACCACGUUGCCCUCUGGAGUUAAAUUUGGUCAAGGUUGGGUUGGAGAAAACCCAGCAGGAACUGAAGAGGAUGAUCCUCAAAAACAAACCGUAGUAAUGCCAUCCCUGGGAAAACAAAAGUUUUCUAAUGACUUACCGUCUGAUGAUCAUUCAAACAGAAUCCUGUCUCCUACCGCUUCAGUCUCGAGCGCUUUCAUAGGAAACAGACAUUCUUCUUCUCAAGGAAUCGAAGAGACUGCACCUGCUGCUCGUGUCUUGAAUAGAGAAACCGAGUUCCCAUCAUCGUCCUCCUCUCGCCAGGGAGGACCGCUGAUCAAACCUGAGAGCAGCAACCGCGGUUUCAGUGGAUUCAGUCAUAGUCCAAGUCCGAUGAUCGGAGUCACGAGCCAGCAACAAGCAAACUUAACUAACGAGGCAAUACCAGGCUCGCAACAACAAGGGUUGUUGUUUCCUUAUAAUAAACAGGAGUUUCACCGGUUUCCACCGGACCUUAACGCUAGGAUUGUAUCACCAAACUCUCCCGGGGCCAAUCAGCAGACUAGUUCGUCCUCGUCUCAGCAUCCGGAUCUGGCAUUACAGCUCUGA